AGAUUCCUGACCAAAAUGGACAGGCAGGAGAUGGAGUUUCAGCAGAUGCUGUUUAGAGUGCAGGAGUCUCUCAGUGGAGAUGAGGUGCAGGACCUGGUGUUUCUGUGCUCCGAUCUGCUCAGUCUAAAAGACCUCAGCACUGUGUCCACAGCCAGAGAGCUUUUCGGUCUGCUUGAGACCAGAGACCUGCUGUCAUCCGAGGAUCCAUCUCUGCUUCUAGAGCUGCUCAAGAUCACAAAACAGCACAGCCUGAUCCGGAACCUGUGCUUAGAUGCACAUAAGCAAACCAGCGGCACAACAGGAGGUCAGAUCUCCUCCUACAGACAGUUGUUGUUUGAGUUGUCAGAGUCCAUCACUGAUGAGGACCUGAAAAACAUAAAAUUCCUGCUGAGAAAAACACUACCACGCAAAAAACUGGAGCAGCACAUAACGCUGUUUCAACUGUUUGUGGAGCUAGAAAAGGAAGACCUUUUGGAUGAAAAUAAUUUGGACGUUCUGCAGAGAAUGAUUGGAAAUAUCAAUCCUACUUUAAAAAAAAGAAUUAUUCUUUAUAAAACAAAGAUUGGUGAUAUGUUCAUUGCGCAGGAGACUGGGAAUAUUUCUUCUGUGUCGUGCACACCAGCUGAGGCAGAAUGGAACAACACGAUGCCCUCACCACUGACAUCUCCCUCAUCAGUUGACAUAAUGGAGGAGCAGGUGGACAGACUUUGUCUGACUGAAGGUGCUGAGUUUAUUGGAGAUCAGAGCCAGCAUUUGGAAUUCAACUCCGAGAUUGAAAAUGAGUGCCUAUAUGUGUCCGCUACUGAGAAUCUAGAGAUCCAGAAGUAUGAGAUGAAGGGUGACUGGAGAGGAACCUGUGUAAUCAUCAAUAAUUAUGAUUUCAAUGCAUGCAACUUGCCGAAAAGAGAAGGAACAGACAUCGAUCAAAAGACUUUGGUGGCUGUGUUCCAGUGGUUGGGUUUUGAUGUCCUGACCGAACAGGACUGCAGUCGGGAGCAAAUACUGAAGGUGCUAAACGACCUGGGCCAUCGUGACCACUCUCGGGCAGAUUGUGUGGUGUGCUGCGUGCUUAGCCAUGGACGAUUGGAUGGUGUAGUUGGGGUUGAUGGACAGAGUGUCACCUUUAAGGAGCUGAUGAAUCCUCUGCAGUGCCCUACUCUCUACCAGAAACCCAAACUCUUUUUCAUCCAGGCCUGCAGGGGCACCAGUCAUCAGAGUGCCGUGGGUCCGCAGACCAACAGAGCUGAUGACAUGACAGUCAGCGAUGCAGUUGUGCCCAGAGACACCAUACCUGAGGCCGCGGACUACCUGUUUGCCAUGUCCACUGUACCUCACUAUGUUUCCUACAGGGAGAGAGACAAAGGAACCUGGUUCAUACAGUCACUCUGCUAUAACCUGCAACUGCUGGUGCCAAGGGGUGUUGAUCUGCUGUCCAUUCUGACUCGAGUGAACUUUGAUGUGAGCAGAAAGACGGACAAAUCUGACGUGAAAAAGCAGAUGCCACAGCCAGAGUUCACCCUCACUAAGAGAGUUGUUUUCCCUGUGCCGAAAACCUGUCCACCCCUUCAAUAAUGCCAUGCUGCUUUCCACUAUAGACUCAUACAGUGUACUUGUGUGUGUGUGUGUGUGUGUGUGUACUCUCACACACACCAGGAUGUUUACUUGCUGUCCAUGCUAAAAAUGUUUACAUGCUCUGAUGAUGAUUGUAACUGUUUGAUUUAUGUGUUAAAAAUCAGGGAAAAGAAGACAGUACUGUAUGCCUAUAUGGUACUUUACACAGUUUACAACACCUACUGCCUUGCUACAAUUAUUAAAGUAUUGUUCAUUGUUAGUUAUGUUAACUAAUGUAGUUAUGUAAGGGAUAAUGUACAGUCAGCCGGUUGUUAUCGAACAAUAAACCCCAACAGGGUGAUCAGGACUCCGACGCAAAGCGGACGUCUCUUGUAUCACCCUGAAGGGGUUUAUUUUGCGAUAACAACCGACUGACUGUACAUUAUCCCACUUAUUACAUGGCUACUAACCAAAUAAAUAAAUACAUGGACAUAAAAUAUUGAUUUGCAUUGAAAUUAUGUAAUCUGAGUAUAAAUAAAUCACCGAAAAGCUGAAAUCAACCUCCGGUUUGCGUCGGAGUUCUGUUGGUGUUUAUUUUGUAAAAAUGAUCAUCUGACUCCUCAUUAUUCAGCAUAUGACUUGACUACUUUCCAAAUAAAUAAAUAA
This is a messenger RNA of Myxocyprinus asiaticus (Chinese sucker), 2217 nucleotides long. RefSeq names its product caspase 10, apoptosis-related cysteine peptidase (gene casp10). The record is from RefSeq and is a predicted model, not a curated record. Gene Ontology annotation, biological process: proteolysis; negative regulation of extrinsic apoptotic signaling pathway via death domain receptors. Lineage: Eukaryota; Metazoa; Chordata; Actinopteri; Cypriniformes; Catostomidae. Gene Ontology annotation, molecular function: cysteine-type endopeptidase activity; protein binding.